AUGCCUAUUGAAACCGAAGUGCAGCCCGAAAGGGCAAACAAUGGCGAUCCUUUUCAUGAUCUUCCUGCUGGAUACCAGCAGGUGAUGAGCCCAAGUGGGCGUGCUGCGCAGGUGGUUGAUCCGAAUCAUGAUGACGUCAGGCCAAACGGUGUGGCCAGAAGGACCCCUGCAGAUGACGCAGCCUACUCACAGGCCCUUGCGGCAACCGGAACGGGAGCACCCAAUGCUCAAUCUGCAGCUACAGUGGAUGGCAGUGGUGCUACGGCCUUGGGGCCAACCGGAACGGCUGGGCAGGGUUUGGAUGGUGCUAGCAGCGGACAUGUCCAGAAUGAUGAUGGUGCCCAGUCGGGAAGAAGAAUGUCAAGGAUCGGGCAUGAGGUUUUUUCAUCGCCGGUGGUGUCGCGCUCAACAGGACAGGACCCGGCUUUAUUUCCGCAUUCUCAGCCGGCAGCAUCGCAUACAGUGGUAAGAGCGGUUAAUCCAGAGUUACUCCUGCCUUCGCCGAUGCCUUCUCCAACUGCUCAGGCUGUGGCGACAACGGACACCUCGCUAGGCUACAACCUGGCGCAGCAAGGCGCUGCGGCGAUGAGAUGGGUCACCAAGCUUAGUGAGUUCGUGCAAAGGAGAGCAUCCUAUGUUACCCAGGGGCGUGCGGAAGAGCAAGAGCAGACUACAGUGGUUCAUGAAACAAUGUGGUCACCUACCUCUAGGGCAGCAAUGAGUGGAGAAGAUCAACCUUUGUUCAGUCGCUCGCAAGCUAGGCGCCUACAUGAUAUGGCAGCGGCAGCACCUCAGCUGUACGGAUCAGUCCUUCAUCGAAGUGGCGGUUCGGAAUCGUCAGCUUCGUAUACCAAAGAUCAACUUGAGGCUGAGGUCCGACGGCAGGUGGAGCAGGCUAUGGAGAAACAACGUGGAGUUUCUGAUGAGAACAGGGCGUUGAAGGCAGAGCUAGAGAAACUGAGGCGCGCGUCGAAGGCAAUCCAGCAGGACUUUCCGGACAUGAUUGUGAGCAAGGGGGUCGUGAGUUUAGGAUACGUGCACGUGACCAAGUACCAGGAGGAAACCUUGAAGGACUCCAAGGCCGUGUCGCAGAGGGGCCAGAUGGUAAUCUUGGGGGACUUCGAGGACAUGAUGGUGCCCGAGGGCGUGAAGGUCGCUUGGAGCAUCAUGGAGGGCGUCGGGGCAAUCCACCAGGACUUUCGGGACAUGAGCAGCGUGAUAGACCUCAUGGGGCGCUACGGAAAUUCCGAGGGUGGGGUGAUCGAGGGUCCUCCCGGUCUUCUUCGAGGAUCGCAUCCACACCAAGGCCCAGGAGGUGAUGAAAGCAGUGGGGAUCGGAAUAGGAAGGUUAUGUUCGGAGGCAAUCCAGCAGGACUUUCGGGACAUGAUCGUGAGCAAGGGGGUAUUUCUAAUGAAUAUGCGUCGGGCAUCUCUGGUGGUCCUUUUGUGCAGUAUGCGUCGGGCAUCUCUGGUGAAGGGGGAAGGCCAUCAAUGUCAAGUGGCGCCGAAGGAGGCGCACCCAAGCCAGGGGUGAAUGAGCAGACUCAGAGUCCGAUGGAGGCGCUGGCGCAUGGAAUUGCGCAACUGCAGACUGCUAUGGCGAUGCAAAUGGGGAUGAGCGCUUCCAGGCCGGAGGCGAUCAGGCCGGGAACCUCCGCGUCGGAGUUGCCCAAGCUGGUGGAGGCGGAUGAGAUGGCGGCGAUCAACGUGGGGGAUUGGCUGCAUGGUCUCAGUGGACCGAUGGGGGACCUAACAGAUGGAAGUGCGCAGUGGUGGUCCCAGGUGUUGUCCAGUUUGGAUGCUUACUACGAUGACUAUAUCAACGCGUCGGCUGUGAAGAAGCUCCAGAUGAAGGCGGAGGACUACGCGGCCCCGAUGUUGAAGGAGUCCAAGUGGCUUCGUGUGGAUAAAAGGGCGGCCUCGAUGCUUCUUCAGGCGAUCCCCGACGCGAUCCGCAUGGAGGUGCUGGCGAACCGUCUUCAGACGACGCUCGCGAUCUUGGCACGGAUCCUGACGAUCUACAGGCCGGGGUCUGCGGUGGAACGACAGCAGGUGCUGAAAGCUUUGGAGUCACCCGGCAAUGCGGCAAACCCCAUGGAGCUGGUUGAGUGUCUUCGGAAAUGGGCUCGGUGGCUGAAGCGGGCUCAGGAUCUGGGUUUGCAGGUCCCAGACCCUUCGAUCUUGUUGAAGGGGUUGGACCAGUCGGCCAAGGCGCAGCUGGAGCGGCAUAGCGAGGUGAUGUUCCGCACCAACAUGCUCCGUUCAGUGGUGAAGUACCACUCUCACCUCUUGGGGGAGUUCGAGCAGAUAGCCUACAGAGGGCGUGCGCGGACCACUCCGAGCUCUACGGCGGCAUUGAAGGCUGUAGGUGUGGGGGCGAGCGAGGCACCCAACGCAGGGCAGGUUGCCAGAGACCCAAUUGCAGGUUUACACAUGACUGGGCAGCGAUACCUCGAGAAGAACGACAGGCUGGAGGCGGAGAGCAACCUCGACGUGAGGACGGCAAAGGAGCACAACCGUGGCCAGGAAACUGGAGGCGGACCGCGGGAUGUUGAUGAGUUCUUGAGGAACGCUACGCAGAUUCUCAAGUUGAUGACGGAGCAGCAGAGUGCGGCGAGACCGUCGCCGUCCAUGAAGAUGCUCAAGAAGGCGAUUAUGGAGUAUGAGAGCAAGAUGGCUCUGGUGGACAGUGGGGCUACUCAUCCACUACGACGAGCUUCGAAUGCCGAGUGGGACAGCGCGCCAGAAGUGGAGGUUGUGGUUGCGGGCGAAGAUGUGAAGAAGAUGGGACAGAACCGGGCAGGCACUUUGCUGUUGGACCCGGCGACGGAGAGGUCACAGACGAUCCUGCCUGUGGGAAGUUUGGUGGGGGUGCUGGGCUACGAAAUGAUAUGGUCGAAGCGGCGAUGCUUCCUACGGUCGCCGGAGGGAAAGGAGCUACCGAUGAAGAUCACCACGGGAUGCCCUGAAGUUGCGGAAACUACCGCACUGGAGCUCACUGCCAAGAUUGAAGAAGAGAAGUUGCUGGAGCUGGAACGCAAUGCGGAGUACACCAGGACAGCUAUGAUGAGGGCACAAGGGCUCCAGAGGGAUCCUGUGUGGGAGAAAAGUAUGAAGGCCUACGUCGCGGAGGGCAAGUUCGAAGAUGGGUUUCGAGCGUUGUCGUCGUCGCCAUGGGCCCACGACCAUCUCAACCUUGAGCUGGCUAGGGUUGUUUCGGACCUUCCAAAGUCGGACAGCGGGGCCUGGAACCUGAUGCAGCAGCUGGGCUUCAACCGAAGGAUGCGGAAGCGUAUGAUGACUAAGGACUGGAUAGUCAAACUGUGCAGCGGAAGGAAAUCGCCAACGGACAAGUUGUUCAAGGUUGUGGAGAGCAAUGGGACAAUGGUGUUGGACAAAGACCGGCAACGGCUGUCGCAGCUGGACAUUCUGAAGUCCGGGCCCAGUGUGAUGAUGAUGCUACUAUGGGGAGCGGCUACUGGACGCAUUGCGGGCAUCGUCGCUGGCUUACCAAAGCACAGCGCGGAGGAGCAUGUGUUGCGGGCGGUGUCCUUGUAUGAGGUUGCGAAGGCUGGGAGAGCGGCUAUGUGUGAGGCAAUGGACGUUCCUUUGGAUGGUGUGGCAUUUGCGUUGUGGGCUUCGGCGGAGGCUGAGGAAGAUGAGGUCACAUGGAUCUACUUCACUUUGGGCAAGGUGGCCUUGGACAUCCCCUACGUCGACCCACUUCUAUGGCUACCAACUUGGAUGUUGUGGAGUUACGAGGAGUACAAGAUCAACGGCUACAUGAUGAAGACUCCAAGGGGGCGUGGUCGGCAUGGGCGCCGAUGUGUGUUCUCGGGUGUUAGCCCGGGGCCUGAAGAGAUGGAAGAUGAGGCCUGGUUGGCUGUAGACCGCAAAGCAUGGGAGCGGCACUUGAUGAACGACCACCUACCUUAUAGAGCAGACUGUUUGCAAUGCAUCCACAAUGCUACUGGGCGACCUCACCGUCGAUGUUUACACCGGGACUGCUAUGUGAUGAGUGCAGAUACCUUGGGUCCAGUACGUGUUCCGGGUCCCAAAGGUGAGCGGUAUGCCGUUGUGUUCACCUACCAGUUUCCCAAACAACAUUUGGUGCCUGAGGAUCAACCUCUACCAGAGGAAGAGCUUGAUGGCUGGAACCUGGAUGCAAAACCCAAGGGUGACCCUGAACUUCCUACGGAAGGUGAACUUGAUGAACUACAACGAGAGCACCAACAACCACCAGAGGAGGACAGCGAAGAAAUUGACGUGAUGCCAAUGGUGGAAAAGCUGACUGCCAAGGCCACCGAGUCCGGGGAAGAUUGGUGGGAGUUCCGAGAGGCGGCGGGAGUACUGAUAAGGCACCAUGUGGCUCCCAGGACCAAGCUGUUCAGGCCUACUUCGUGGAAUGCGUGCCCUCUACACCCUGCUACGCUUGACUACACGCGAGUGACGGAGGUAAAGUAUGUGGGCGGCGGCGUGGAAACGGAGACAUCGGAUUGGCACCGAGUUCAGUCCGGAGCUCGGGCAUUGGAUCGUGAGUGGACGGGGCGAACUACGUUUCGAGUGUCAGCGGCGGAGAUCCCGGAGGAAGAAGAGGAGAUGCAAAAGGAUGAGGCGGCUUGGGAAAAGCUCGUCGGCGACCUCACCAAGCCGGUGGAUAUGGACACGAUUUACAUGGUGUACCCGGUACGCUCCAGGCGAGGAGGAGACAUCAUGUUGGCGGUCCAGGAGGCGGUUCUCAGGUUGAAGCUGCUUGGGAUGCCGGUAGCGCGACUCCACUCUGAUAGGGGUUCUGAGUUUGCCUCAAAGGGAUUGAGAAAGUGGCUGCUGGACAGGGACAUCUACCACACCCGGUCCGAAGCUCUUGUGCCCCAGACCAACGGAGCUGCUGAACGUGGAGUACGUUGGUUCAAAACCAUGGCGAAGGUGCUGAUGGCGGAGGCGAAGGUGAGUUCCAAGUUCUGGACGUUGGCUAUGCAGCACGCGGCCAAUAGAAGGAUGUAUGAGCGACUGGGCUUGGAAAAACCACGGCUGCUAAAGUUCGGGUCGAAGGUGAUGAUAAGGCGAAAGGUGUUCGGCAACAACAAGAAGUACGACCUCACCGACCGCUGGGAAGAAGGGACCUACUUGGGUUUGUCGGACACGAUCAAAGGAGGAGCAGUGGUACUGCGGCCCAGUGGGGUGAUAACGGAGACCCUCAACCUGAAGUUGGACGUGGUGGAUCCGCAUCUACUUUUGGCAGAACCUGAGGAGGAUGAUGGAGCUGGGAUUGGGCACAUGGAUGCGCGUGAAGUACCAGUUGUAGAUUUACCUGACCCAGCACGACGGUUGAGAGAGAAAACAGCACCUCCUGCGCUACGUGUACUUAGCCUACGUGAACAUCAUGAACUACAACAAACCCGAGGACCCAGCGGAUGGACUAUGAGGUCCAUUGUCAAGCAGCAAGAGGACAGAGCCAAGCACUUCUAUGACAUGGGAAAGUUUGAUUUGGAGUCCUGUGCCGAAGUGCUUAGUGGAGUUCACUUGGAGCGGGCCAAACGACAAGGUCGAGGGGAGGCGUCUUCGCUAGUGCUCGGAGCUUAUGUUCAUGGAGGUUUACGGGGUGCUACGAUAUCGUCAAGGCGAAGGCCCUGGUUGACCAAAUACCUCAACAUGGCCCUGCGGCAGCGGACUGUGGAAACUACGGAUUGCGAACCUUCGUGGACUACUUUGGGAGUGUUUCGGGCAGCGGAUAUACCACCCCAUCGAGAUCUUCGAAACCAGCCUGGGUCCAGGAACUUUGUCAUGGAAGUGGGAAUCAAGUCUGCAGGUGGGCUGUGGAUGUCUGGAAAGGAGGACUACGAUGCAAGUUUCGAGAAGCCGCACCAACGAGAACUUCCGGAUGGUUCGGUGGUGGAUGGUGUGGUUAUGGAUAUUACGAAGAGGGUGGCGGUGUUUGACCCGAAGAAGACGCACUCCUACAUCAAUCCAGAGGAUGGGGACAGAUGGAUCGUUGCGGGGUUCACACCACUUGGAGUUGAAAUGCUACCUCCUGAACCUGUAUCGUUCCUGAAUAAAUGUGGGUUCCCUUUGGACCAGACCGGCUUGGAGAUCCAUACUAUCGAACCGGACAUGGUGACUAUGGAAGAUGGAUCCUACUCUGACAUGGACCACGACACGGGCGAGGAGGAGGACAUUGAGAAGCGAGCUCGCGUGCUGCGAUGUGUUCUACAGGAGGAGCGAAAGGAGCUUGAGGAGCCUGAGGUGAUGAAUGGUUUCCAGGACAAGGUUGAGAACGCGUUGUGGGAAUGUGAACGUGAACUUCACUGGUUUGCUGUGCGUGACAUGAGAAAGAUUAUGAAAGUUUCCCCCGGAGAGGCCCAGGACAUUGAGGUUGAAAAACUAUUGGGUUCUUUGGGUGGUUCGUUGGAGGUUGUGUACAAUGUGAGCUUGCCGGAAGUGAAGAAGUACCUGGACCGUUGGAAACCAGCCAUACUCAAGGAGGUCCAAGCGCUGAUCGAUUCGGGAACAGUGCGACGACUAAGCCCUGAACAGACACGUGAGUUGAAGAAAGAUGGGCUGGUGGUGUUGCCGGGCAAAGCGGUCUUCACCGCCAAGCCACCGGUGGAUGCUUCGCUGGGUGGUGAUAAAUACCGAAGGAAAUGUAGAAUAGUGGUUUGCGGGAACUAUUUGCCAGACCGCAACCUGAAUGUGUACGCUUCUGGAACAAGUCCGGACUCGUUGAGGAUUGCUAUUGCCUAUGCGGUCAAGAUGGCUUGGUUGAUUGGCAGUACGGAUGUGGCAAAUGCUUUUACACUGGCGCCGAUGCCUGGUGGUAGACUCUAUGCAGUGUCGCCUCCUACGGUGGUGGUUAUGGCUCAGGGAGCAGCACCAGGGGAAACCUGGUUGAUCGAAAGGGUUCUCUACGGUCUACGGGAAGCUCCACGACUUUGGGGAUGCUUCCGAAAUGAGCGCUUGGCAGGAGCACGCAUUGAGACGGAAGAGGGCGUCCUUGUUCUUCGAAGUAUGACAACAGAUGAAAAUAUGUGGAAGAUAUGCUUCGAAACAGAUGAAACGAUGACCCCUCAAGGGCUGUUGCUGGUGUAUGUGGACGAUAUCUUGUUUCUGUCGACCAAGGAGAUUGUCUUGAAGGUGUACCAGUGGCUUAUUCAGGACUGGAAGUGUUCGGCCUUGGAGUGGAUGCACGAGGGCUUCAUCAGGUUCCUUGGAAUAGAGCUUCGAAGUUGUGAGGGCGGUGUGCAUCUUUCACAGGCGGGCUAUGUACGUGACCUUCUACGACAACAUGGAGUAUCAGAACAACCAGAGGCGGGAUUAACCAUCCCGUGUCAAAGGGAAUGGCUUCAGGACGAUUCAGAGGAGGAGCCCGAGACCGUGCCGGAGGAGUCCGUUGUGAAGUUGGCCCAGAAGGCUACUGGAGAAGCCCUGUGGUUGAGUACCAGGAGCAGACCAGAGUUGACGCACGCGGUAGCGUGCAUGGCGUCAUAUGCCCUACGAAAGCCCUUCAAGACCCUGGAGAUCAGCAAGAGGAUUCUGAAGUACCUCUCCCGGACGGUAGAGUACGGCAUCUGGUACAAAGUUGAACCUCAAGAUCCUUUACUCGUUGUGUACUCGGACGCGAGCUACGCUCCAGGAGGAGGCAGGAGCUUUGGAAGCACAAUGGCACAGGUGGCUGGAAUGCCUGUUGCAUGGCGGUCGGCCAAGCAACCGGUGAUCACGUUGUCAGUGGCUGAGGCAGAGCUCUAUGAGGGAAUCUCGGCUGUGCAACUGGGCUUGGGAAUAAGCGCUAUUCUAUCGGAGCUGGAGCCGUGUACAGUGAUGCACUUGAGGAUAGACAAUGCUGCAGCUCAGGGCUUGGCAAGUGAAGCCCCGGGAUGUUGGAAGACGCGUCACUUGAGAAUCAGGGCGAGGUAUCUACGUCAGGAGGUUGCGGCUCAAAGAUUGGUGAUUUCCCAUGUGAAUGGCAGCGAGCAGAAGGCAGACCUGGGAACGAAAGGCUUUGACCUCCCUAAGUUCAAGGCGCUCAUGAACCUUUGGAACAUCAUCCCGUGCACCGCGGAGGGGGUCGCGAAUGCGGCAGUGAAGACGCUUAAGAUUGCCAGCGGGAAGGGUGUGUUGGUGUUUGUCAUGGUGUGCUUGCUGUUGAUUAAGGGAGUCCAAGGUGCUAAAGAUGACCUACAGCUGGACGGGUCAAUGGAAUUCUAUGCCAUCGUGAUCCUCUGUGGGUUAGCUUGCGUGGUGGUUUGGGAAGUGAUCAAGAAGGCAAUGAACGGGCUUUCAGCAGGUUGGAAGGCUUGGACACGGAAGCAACGGAAGGUCGAGAGGCUCCGGGAGCGCGCAGAAGCAGCAGUUCGUGAUGAGUUCCGCCGUCGUGAGAAAGAGGAACCCCGUACGCCAAGGACACGGACUGCGGUAGACAUUUAUGGAACACCCGGAAGAGGGCCAGAGCAGACUGCAUCGUCGAGUUCCGGAAGGGCACCUACGAGGACUACUAUGACGGCGUGGGACCGGCACCUGGACACUAUGCCCGGGGCAUCGUCAUCAAGAGCAAGUACGAGGACGGUGUCAACUCAGACAGAGGUGUUACACGGGUUCAUCGAAGCAGAUCGUCUAAGGGCCUUCGAGGGUCCAUUUUGGAUCACGGCCAAUGGCGACCGUGUGCACACUGUUCAGGGAUGUCAUGGCCAGCGGAAUGCGUUUCGGCCUGCGAAGUCCUACACGUUGUGCAACUACUGCGAUCGGGAGAAGCCUCUCUUUGUGGUGAUGCCUCCGAAUCACACUUAG
Molecule: messenger RNA, 8781 nt
Organism: Symbiodinium sp. CCMP2592
Lineage: Eukaryota; Dinophyceae; Suessiales; Symbiodiniaceae
Source: the annotation of a GenBank genome assembly